AAGACACCCUGGCUGAUAUAGUCAAACACUAUGAGGAGAAUGGCGCAAGACCACGUUUGAGGAAGAAGCACUCACUGCCACGUCCGCCAGCCAGGUUCAUCAGGCCUGAGGAUAUCAACAGAGUUGUGGACUACUAUGCAGAAGACAAUGCCAUCAUGCUGCCUGGCCGACAGCCUGGGCAUAAGGAUUGGCAUGUGAAGUUGCUGCCAACUCAUGUGUCCAAGGCCUCAGUGUGGCGUCUCUACGUGAAGUCUGCUAAGGAGCUUGGUGAGCGUGCAGUUUGUAAAACCAGCUUCAAAGCACUGUGGGACUGACUUCUCCCACACAUCAAAAGUUGCCGGCCACGCACAGAUCUCUGCUGGCAGUGCCAAAGCAAUAAUGAGCAGCUGAUACGAAGUGCAAACCUCCCAGAUGACAGAAAGUCUGAAGCAGUAAAGAAGCAACAAGAUCAUCUUUCCCUUGUGCAGAAAGAGAGGGCUGUGUACAACGACAUGACUGCUGCCUGCAAAAAGAUUUGCUCUGGCUCUAACCUGUCUUUUGGACCGUCCCUACCAGCAAGCAAGAAGAUUAGGAUGCAUUACAGUUUUGAUUUUGCUCAGCAGUUACACUUUCCCUCAAACCCUCUCCAGCCAGGACCAAUGUACUUCCUGACCCCACGGAAAUGUGGCCUAUUUGGUGUUUCCUGUGAAGGGCUGCAGAAACAGGUGAAUUACCUGAUUGAUGAAGGCAUGUCAUCUACUAAGGGAAGCAAUGAAGUCAUCAGCUACAUGCAUCAUUUCUUCGGCAACUUUGGAGUUGGAGAAACAGAGGUGGAUCUUCAUUGUGACAACUGUAGUGGGCAGAACAAGAACAACUUCAUGCUCUGGUACCUUGCCUGGCGGGUUGGACACAAGCUUCACGAUAAAAUUGAAAUCCACUUCCUUAUUGCUGGCCACACCAAGUUUUCCCCUGACUGUGGCUUUGGACUCAUCAAGCAAGCCUACAUGAAGACAAGAGUCAACACUUUGGCAGACAUCGCUGAGGUUGUGGAAAACAGCUCUCCUGUGAGUCACCUCAAUAUCCCACAGCUUGUUGGAACGGCAGAGGGCAAAGUUUUAGUCCAGACCUUCUAAUGGCAGCAGCAUCUGACUCACCACUUCCGUAGACUCCCACAGAUCAAGAGUUAUCAGCACUUCAGCUUUGAUGCCAAGAGACCAGGUGUGGUGCUUGCAAAAACUCACUGUGAUGCACAACCUGUCGAAUAUUAGCUACUGUGCGACGGAGCAGAUCUGCCCUCUAUCGACGGUCUUUCUGUCCUGGCCCCACCUGGACUGAACAUUGACAGGCAGACCUAUCUGUAUGAAAAAAUCAGGCCAUUCUGUGCUGACGAGGCAAGAUACAUCACAUGCCCAGCGCCAAGGGUCACAACACAGAAGAGACCGCGAAUGUAAUAUCAUUGGACUGUGUCACAAAGACCUUUGUCUUAUGCUGCUAUUACCAAGUAAAAGUGGUACUUUUGGUACAUACUUGGAUUCAUACUCAUGCCCUGGAAAGUUUUUGAAAAUAAACAUACAUAGAUAC
Molecule: messenger RNA, 1560 nt
Organism: Megalobrama amblycephala (Wuchang bream)
Lineage: Eukaryota; Metazoa; Chordata; Actinopteri; Cypriniformes; Xenocyprididae
Exons: 5
Coding region: 492-1112 (206 amino acids)
Source: RefSeq, a predicted model, not a curated record